This is a messenger RNA of Symbiodinium natans, 423 nucleotides long. The record is from the annotation of a GenBank genome assembly. Lineage: Eukaryota; Dinophyceae; Suessiales; Symbiodiniaceae.
AUGGAGCUAGAAGCUCACGCGGAGCUCAGUGGAGGCGGUUCCGAUGAGGACGAUGACAUUGCCCGCUUCGAGCGGCAGUGCGCGAUGCGCGCUCAAGCUGAAGGCUACUUGCCGGAUGAGGCCGAAGCCAACUCCGAUGACGAGGACACUCGGCUGAGGCAGCAGCGGCUGGUAAACGGCAGCGGGCCGCCAGCCAAUGGUGGCGAGUGGCAGGAGAAGUGCGAACUUCUCCAGGACAAGCUUGCACGCCGUGAGGCGGAGCUGGCACAGGUGAAGAAUGACCUCGACAUGCUCCGUGGUGAGGGCCUUGGCCCAGAGGACCCGCAGAUUGCCCUGAAGCAGCGCCUGUUGGAUCUGACGAAGAAGAAUCGCCGGCUGCAGGUCACUGCUGAGGGCCAGAGAGUGCGGCUUCAGCAGCUGGAG